Molecule: messenger RNA, 4304 nt
Organism: Hippocampus zosterae (dwarf seahorse)
Lineage: Eukaryota; Metazoa; Chordata; Actinopteri; Syngnathiformes; Syngnathidae
Product: seipin-like
Exons: 11
Coding region: 2878-3816 (312 amino acids)
Biological process (GO): lipid storage; lipid droplet organization
Cellular component (GO): endoplasmic reticulum membrane
Source: RefSeq, a predicted model, not a curated record
AGGGCAGCAACUGCGCAAAGCAAACCCAGGAGCUGGUACUUGGGUACAGCCAGCCAGGUCUCCAUUUUCACCACAAAAGGCAUCCGUAAGCGCGGAUGAUUUGAAAACUAGAUUUUAUAAUCACCGAACGGAAUUAAACUACGGGCUGUCAAAGUGCUCUAAGAUGGUCAGUCGUUUAAAAAGUCAUAUUUCUUUCCAACGUCAUGUAAGGAUAAGACAAGGCUGGGAUGUACACAAUUUUCUCCAUCAAGUGUGUCCAGUAAACUUGGUGGACAUCAAUGAGGAGAAAAGCGGUAGAACCAACCAACACGCUCAGCAUCACUAUUGUAAAGGUAAUUAUCUACCACAGGAAAUACAAAAUAUGAUUCUGAAAAAUAAAAGGACAGAAAUCAUGGCCAUGCGGACUGUUAGUCGGUGGUGCGCGUGUAAUUAGACUAUUUUGACAGCAAAUACCGGAAGUUAAUUCAUUUGCGCACGUUAACUUGACGCUUAGUUGUGGUGGAAGCGGCCGUAGAACAAUGGACCGCGCCGGGGAGCACUCACCGUGGGACCGGCAUGUAGGGGGGAGAUGGGCGGGGAGCUGCCGUUUCCAAGGUGGAGAGCCGCUUUAAGAAUUACUUCGGGGUCAUAAACCAGGUCAUUUCAACAGGCAUUCACUAAAUAGAAAUAUUGUAUAGCUAAUUUACAGGAGCUAAAGGAAUCACUAAAAACCACAAAUUAUAGCCUCAGCCCACAAGGCGAAUCAGCAUCCUUUGUAUUAGUUGCAAUUUUGCGCGCCGUUCAUUUCAGGGAAAAAAUUGCAAAAGAUGUGCACCUCUUUAAGGGGAGAUCAACCUCCCCAAAAAUCUUUACAGUAAUAAAUUGUAUGUAGACCUACUCGUUUAACAUGGCAUUUGGAUUAAUAUUGAGUUUGUGACGUUGUGGUAAGAAGUAAAAUCCAUGCCAAAACAGGUGUUUUGGCAAUUUUGACAUCACAGUUCUCGGGUAACAACAAUCUGUCAUGGCUCAGCUUCAGAAAACAGGUGAUCCUUUAUUAGUCGUUUUUGAGGCAAAGGGGGAACUAUACUUUUGCUGACAAAAUAUUUUGCUUGUACUCACUACCGUAUGGUUUGAACAAUUCUCUAGCUGGACAUACAGUAAAUAAAAUUUAAAGGCCGCUACAAUUUGGGGGUGCUUUUUACUUCAGGGGUGGUUUACCUUUGCUAUGCUAUAUAGGCUCAAGCACACCCAAGUGCGAUCAAGCGGCUUGGAAAUGGAUGGAUGAGGAAUUACUGUACAUUAGUGAGUUGCCCAAUUGAGAUUAACUGAAUGACUUCCAUUGAAAGGUACCAAAAAGGGAGUGCCAAGCUUGCUGCUUGCUGGUGAGCGAUUGUCUUUCAGUUCUCUGCAAUUAAGUUGCAACGUACAGUUGUAGAUGUUGAAUGCGAAGCCACGUCCUGCCCUGCACAUCUACCGCUAAUUCGAUUGACGGUGUCAAUACACUCUAGCCCCCCCGCAGAGCUGCCCUUCUGUCUCUCUUUCAUUCCAAGUCACCCAAGAGGCCGUUGUGUAAAACUGCGCUGUGAGCAGCACCCAGCCUGGCUUGUGGCCCCAUCCCCUCCCCGCCAGACGCUUCUCAGCAGGAGCAGUCCCCCCCAAGGGACCCCUAGGCAGUGCUUGCACCCAAGCCUUGCACAAAAUAGUACACAAGGGUGACCGAGCUAUACAUGCAAAGGAUAUCUACAAAGCUUUCAGCUCUGGAAAGAGAAACUUGGUGGUGAGCAAACUGUCAGUGAAAGAGAAAGUUGUCAGUGAAAGUGCAUGGAGGGAAAGGAAGGAAGGCGAAAAUAGGGAUGAAGAUAAGAAUGGAAUUAGCUACUGAGGCAGGCGGUUUUGACGGAUUAACAUGUUGUCAGAGGCUGAUGGAUGUGAGCCUCCAGAAUCACCUCAGAUAUGUUAAGGGCAGCAGGAAGAAGGGCUUUGCAUUAGGUCGUAAUGUCAUUAUUGACAGUGAAACUAUCCAUCUUAACCAAUGUUGUGAUGUGCUUCAGCUCUAUAACUUAAGGAUAAAAGGAAAAUAAAGUGUCAGAGCCAGCAAUGCUUUCUCUGCUAGCCUAAACGCUAAUCAGAAGCACUGCCCUAUUUUACGGCCUUAAUUCUAAUAUUUGAUCCAUGUAAUUAUAUUAAUUUAUUUCCAACAGUCUAAUCUCUUCACUUUGUAGCAUUUCCAUCACCUUGCACAGCUUUCGCUAUGUAGAAGUUAGAUUUCUUUGUCUAAUCAGAUUUCAGCGUCAUGUGUUGCCAUGUCAGUCUAAUUUUGUGAAGGCCUUCAGAAUCAGUCUCACUUGCUAAUGCAACUUAAACUACAUCAACAGUUGGACUGUUUCUUGAACCAAACAGAUUUCACAUCACAGGCCGCCCAUCUGAACCAAAAGAACACUAGUAUUUUUUCAUCCUCUGAUUGGUUGAUCAGACCAAAAGUUCUUGCAGUCAAUUUGGAGUGGCAGAACACUCCUGUGGUUUACACGUUACGUUACUGUUCCACUCCAUUCCUGUGGGUGGCGAUAAUGCACUUUACAAAGUGAAUGCCGACUACUACACAAUCAAACCUUUUUCACUGCUAGAUCUGGUCGACUUUCAACACCCCAAGUUGACUUGAAGGGCAGAAGGUAAAAAUAAAUUCCUCACUAAGCAGCUCUGUCAAGAUUUCUCCAAAAAUGUAAUGGUCCUCCAUUCUCUGAACUCAUUCAAAAAGCACAGAAGACAUUGCACAAUGACUCUGACACCCCCCUCAGUGGAACCUGCAAGCAAAGGAGCUCAGAAUUGGGGCAGUCACAGUCCUGUUCACAUUUCAUCCAGACACUGUUGAGCCGGAGACAAAGACUUGAGACUCUGUUCAUGGGGCAUCAGAAUACAAUGGUUAAGAUGGAUCAAGCAAGUCACGUGCAGUCCGGAUAUGAACCUUUCGUCCUUUUUGGUGCUUUGCUGAUGAGAUUGAAUGAUGCCGCUGUCAGGGUGAUCUUCCAUGUCCGUCAGAGGGUCAUGCAGGGCAUCACUGUGUUCUCCAUGCUGGUGCUGCUCCUUUGGAUCUCCGCCUUUAUGUACGGGAGCUUCUACUACUCCUACAUGCCUCUGGCAGCUUAUUCAACUCCGGUGCACUAUUACUACAGGACAGACUGUGACUCUCCAAACUCUUUCAAGUGCUCAUAUCCCGUGGCCAAUGUCUCUCUGAUGAGAAGCAACAGACCUGUGUUGACAUUCGGCCAGGCCUAUCAAAUAACCCUCCAGUUAGACAUGCCUGAUUCUGAGACCAACCAGGAGAUUGGGAUGUUCAUGAUCAGGACAACCUGCUUCUCUCGUGACGGAGGUCAAGUGGCGACGUCCGCUCGUUCCGCGAGGCAGCUGUCAUCCGCUUCCAGCUCUCGUUUUAGCAUACUGCGAUACCAGUCGAACCUUCUGAGGACCAUGUCAACUUUGCUGUCCCUCCCGAUGCUCAUGACUGGAGUUGCUGAGCAGAAGCAAGUAUUGGAGGUGGACCUCUUCUUAGAAUACACAGAUGACCCAUACUCCCCCUCGACCACAGCAGUCAUUGAGAUCCUAUCCAGCAAAGUGCAGAUCUACUCGUCCCAGCUCUACAUCCAUGCCCAUUUCACUGGUAUAAGGUACUUGUUGUUUUACUUCCCUGUCCUGUCAGCUGUCUUGGGCAUGUCCAGUAAUUUCAUCUUCCUUAGCGUCCUCUUCAGCUACAUGAGGCUGUUGUUGAGCAGACCAGAGCAGGCCCAAAUAAAUGCAGCAAGCAGAUUGGGAAAUGGUGACAACCACAAUAUGCCUACUUAAGACGUUUUUAACUGUAAGCUGUUUGGGAAUGAUGACCAUCCCUCUCCUCAGCAUGAAAAGACAUUUAGUAUGCAUCCAUUGAAAGUAGUAAUGUGCUCCUUCGCUCUUGUUCUGUCACAUUCUAUGAUCGUUUAUUCCUGGAUUUUACUUGAGCUGCACAGAAAUUGCAUUGAAGUAAAUUAAAGGUCCGGGUGACUCAUUUCCUCGCAGUAGUUAUUUUGCAUUUUAUAAAGAUUUUGCUAAAUGGGGACUGUCUGGAAUUGAAAACACAUCACAUCACUUACAUCACUGUCAGAAGGACUCUCCUGGAAUUAUUUUUGUUUGUAUUUAAAUAUUUGUUCCAUAAUAUUGUGUAAAUUUAUCCUCGCCUGUAUACAGUAUCUGUUUAUUUUGUAUAUAAAUUCGCAUUGCACUAAAACAGCAACUCUGUCAUACGCAAGCAGUUCACUGGACAACUCGUAACAAACAUUACAAAGACUUCUUUUCCC